UGUAUGUAUUUUGCAAGCCAAUGCUCCGGGUUCUUCUGAUUAGGGUUUUCAGAUUUUCACUUUACUCUCACUUCGUAAUCCUCAUCAGCUGCAAAUGAUUAUUUCUUCCAAUCAAUAAUCGAAGAACACAACAUUCUAAUUCCUCUUGCGUUUCGUUUCGCUAGAUCGAUAAUCGAAAGUGUCCGGUGAUUCGAGGUUGUGUUCACAUAGGAGUUGUUUGUGACAAUGAGACGGCAGGGGCACUAUGGGGAUCCAUCUGCCAACACUUGUGUUGGUGGCCAGAUGCAUUAUAUGGCGGGUCAAAGGGCAGAGGCCAAGUCUGGUAAUUUUGAAGGACGGCUAGAGGCCUUUACUCCAGAGAGAGAGAACCCAUAUGCGAAUUCAAAGCCAGAGGGUCAGUGGAGAUGGGAAAUGGAUGAAUCAAAGAUGUCCAAUUCAAUGACAUCUCGUAGCAUGUUUAAUGAAGGUCAAGGGGUUGAUGCUUCAAAGUCCUAUUUUCAAGGGCAGAGCCGGAACAACAAUGAUUCCAGAUCUCAGGCUCACGAAGAAGAUAUGGAUGUUGGAUAUGAAGGAAAUCAUAUAUCACAAACUUUUGAAGGUCUUGAGCAGAAUUUUCGUGAUGACAUUAUUAAACUCACUAAAGAACAGAAUGACGCUGAAGAUGCAGAAUAUGCCAGGCACAGAGAGAAAAUAAAUGCAAUCAAUGCUCAGUACGAAGAAAAACUGGCAGCACUCCGAGCUCAGCAUAGCAGCCGCAGAGCUGAAUUUUUUCAAAGGGAGUCACAUGCUAGGCAACAGCAGUACCAGCAAAUCAUAAGGGAUCCUUACCCCAGCAGUGGAGUGGCACCCCGGGAUCCUCAUGCACCCCGAGACCCUCAUGGUUACAACAAUGUGAACGCUUCAGGUGCAGGUGCAGGUGAAGUGCAACGAGGCUUUUCUGCCGAUCACUUUGAUCCUUACAGAGAGAGAGCUCGAUUUCUUGGGAGUGGUAGAGAUCAAGGAUUUGAACCUAGAGGUCCAUAUCCUGGGGGCCGUGUCUAUGACACUGGUUCACGCUUCUACAAUUGAGUUUUGACCCGAAGGUUUAUCUUAUUGUGUUUCUACUGCAGGUGAAAUUGCUUAUAUUGUCAUAAUGUAUGUUUUAUCAUCUUGCCACCCCUUGUAACCCUGUUUGUGGAAAUUAACGUUUCUUAGCAGCUGUUGUUUAAGAUCAACAAUGGAGGUGCACACUUUACAUUGGUAUGGUGCAUUUAGAUGUAGGAUUUCUAGGAUAUUUGUUGUUUGUGUUUAUGAAAACCAAUAACAUUCAAAUCUAUGAAAUACAAUACCAUUGAAUUCAACUG
Messenger RNA from Cajanus cajan (pigeon pea), 1343 nucleotides. Its product is annotated as ubiquitin carboxyl-terminal hydrolase. The record is from RefSeq and is a predicted model, not a curated record. Lineage: Eukaryota; Viridiplantae; Streptophyta; Magnoliopsida; Fabales; Fabaceae.